CAACCUACCACAUUGAAAAACCCUUUCUUCUCCUUUAAUCUCACUACAUUUUUUAGUGGUUUCCUUUUUUUCUUCUCCAAACCAUUAACAAAAAUAAGCAAAGAAAAUGGAGAUUUUUGGAAAAGUGUUAAUGUCGGUGAGUCUUAUGAUGCUGAUGAUGUGGAAGAGUGUGGAUGGUUACAGUAGUGGUUGGGUCAGUGCUCGAGCCACAUUCUAUGGAGGUGCUGAUGCUUCUGGCACCAUGGGCGGCGCGUGUGGCUACGGGAAUUUAUACAGCCAAGGAUACGGCACGAACACGGCGGCUCUAAGCACGGCUCUAUUCAACGGUGGCCAAAGCUGUGGCGCUUGUUUCCAAAUAAAAUGUGUAAACGACCCAAAAUGGUGUCUUCGAGGAACAAUCACCGUCACCGGAACAAACUUUUGUCCGCCGAACUUUGCUCAGGCCAACAACGCCGGAGGUUGGUGUAAUCCUCCCCAACAUCACUUCGAUUUGGCUCAGCCCAUCUUUCUCCGUAUCGCUCAAUACAAAGCCGGUGUCGUCCCCGUUCAAUACCGGAGAGUGGCUUGCCGGAGAAAAGGAGGGAUGCGAUUCACGAUCAACGGUCACUCAUACUUCAACCUGGUUCUCGUAACCAACGUCGCCGGUGCAGGGGAUGUUACCUCCAUCUCCAUUAAAGGAACGAGGACAGGUUGGCAAAGCAUGUCGAGAAACUGGGGACAGAAUUGGCAAAGCAACGCAAAUCUCGACGGCCAAGCUCUCUCCUUUAGAGUAACAACCAGCGAUGGCCGUACCGUCGUUUCCAACAACGUUACUCCUCGUAACUGGAGCUUCGGACAGACUUACACCGGCAGACAGUUCCGAGCUCAGAGGUGAUGACGUGGACUGAACACCUUAUGGAGACGGAAAAAAAAGAAAAGAGUUUACUUAUUAGUAUUACUGAUUUUGAAAUUUUCGCAUAGUUUGCAAAAAAAGAGUUUCGGAACUUUAUCUAAUUAACCCCAAAAGAGAAAGUCAAUUUUAAUAACCAAAUGGCGGAAAACGAGUUUUUCACCGGCAGCUUUUGUAAUUCGCCGGUGAGGCUGAGGUGAACAGAAAGGGAAGAAAAGAGCUUUGUGUUUUCACCCACCGCCUG
Molecule: messenger RNA, 1133 nt
Organism: Thlaspi arvense
Lineage: Eukaryota; Viridiplantae; Streptophyta; Magnoliopsida; Brassicales; Brassicaceae
Source: the annotation of a GenBank genome assembly